UCUCAGGUGUGUUUUGGGUGUGUCUCGGGUGUAUCUCAGAUGUGUCUCAGGUGUAUCUCGGGUGUGUCUCGGGUGUGUCUCAGGUGUGUCUCAGGUGUAUCUCAGGUGUGUCUCAGGUGUGUCUCAGGUGUGUCUCAGGUGUGUCUCGGGUGUGUCUCAGGUGUGUCUCAGGUGUAUCUCAGGUGUGUCUCGGGUGUGUUUUGGGUGUGUCUCGGGUGUGUCUCAGGUGUGUCUCAGGUGUGUCUCAGGUGUAUCUCAGGUGUGUUUUGGGUGUGUCUCAGGUGUAUCUCAGGUGUGUUUUGGGUGUGUCUCAGGUGUGUCUCAGGUGUGUCUCGGGUGUGUCUCGGGUGUGUCUCGGGUGUGUCUCAGGUGUGUCUCAGGUGUGUCUCAGGUGUAUCUCGGGUGUAUCUCGGGUGUGUCUCAGGUGUGUUUUGGGUACCCUCAGGUGUGUCUCAGGUGUAUCUCAGGUGUAUCUCGGGUGUGUCUCGGGUGUGUCUCAGGUGUGUCUCAGGUGUGUUUUGGGUGUGUCUCGGGUGUGUCUCAGGUGUGUCUCAGGUGUGUUUUGGGUGUGUCUCAGGUGUGUCUCAGGUGUGUCUCAGGUGUGUUUUGGGUGUAUCUCAGGUGUGUCUCGGGUGUGUCUCAGGUGUGUCUCAGGUGUAUCUCAGGUGUGUCUCAGGUGUAUCUCAGGUGUGUCUCGGGUGUGUUUUGGGUGUGUCUCAGGUGUGUUUUGGGUACCCUCAGGUGUGUCUCAGGUGUGUUUCCCCCCAGGCCCUGCGCUCGCUCUCCCGGUUCCCGCUCCCGCUCCGUUCCGGCCGCGCCGCCGCCAUCUUGCAGCACUUUGGCCCCGCCCUCUGCGCCCGCCUCGACCAACGGCUGAGCCAGCACCGGCGGGAGCAGGGCCUCCCCCCCACGCCCCCUCGGCAGGAGCGGAGCCCAGCCCCUCCCCCAGCCCCGCCCACACGCCGCCCUCGCCAGUCCCGGCCCCUCCCCCGCUCCAGGAGCCACGCCCUGCUGCUGGCGCUGAGCCAGAGCCCAGAGCCCCUCCCAGAGGCGGAGCUUCUGCAGCAGGCCCAGCCCCUCUGUGACCACGCCCUGACCCCGGCAGCUCUGGGCCCCCUCCUGCGCCGGGGCCUCGUGCAGAGGAGCGGCCGCCCCCCCAGGUACGCGCUGACCCCGCGUGGGCGGAGCCUCGCCGAGGCCCCGCCCCCUGGCCAGGUGUGCCCGCAGCGCCCCCUGGCGGAGCAGGACGAGAACUGCGCCCCCUCCCCCCCAUUGUGCGACCCCGAGCGGGAGUUUGAGCUGAGGCCCGGCGAGUUCGACAUCGUCCUGUGCGCCGACGUCACCGAGGCCAACGGCCCCUGCGGGGGGCUCCCGGCCCUGCUCCGCUCCCGGGGGGUCCCGGUGCUGCUGCGGCGCCUCCACGUCGGCGACUUCCUGUGGGUGGCUCGCGAGAAGGACCCGCCCACAGGCCACGCCCCCCGGGAGCUGGUGCUGGACGUGGUGGUGGAGCGGAAAUCGGCGGCGGAUUUGGGGAACAGCGUCCGGGACGGGCGGUACCGCGAGCAGAAGUUCCGGCUGCGCCGCUCGGGGCUGCGCUGCCCCGUUUACCUGCUGGAGGAGCCAGGGGAGGGGGAGCCCCUGCCCCUCCCCCUCCCCACCCUGCGCCAGGCGGCCGCCAACACCCAGGUGGUGGACGGGUUCUUCGUGGCGCGCACGAGGGACCCCCAGGACUCGGCCGCGUAUUUGGGGGUGCUGGGGGAGCAGCUGAGGAGGAGAUUCGGGGGCCGCGUGCUGCGGGCGUGGGGGGGGGACCUGACUGCCCGGGGCCCCCCCGAGCCCCCCGGGACCCCCCUGGCCCUGCUGCCCUUCCAGAGGCUGCGUGAGGGGGGGGGCAAGAACCAGGCCCAGACCGUGGGGGCCGUGUUCGCCCGGCAGCUGCUGCAGCUGGGGGGGCUCAGUGGGGGCAGGGCCGGGGCCGUCCUGCGCCGCUUCCCCACCCCCGCCAGCCUCCUGGCCACCCUGGGCCCCUCGCAGGACCCCCAAAAGUGCCGGGAGGUGCUGAGCGCCCUGCGCUGCGGCCCCGCCCAGAGGAAUUUGGGCCCCUCCCUCAGUGGGGCCCUGGUGCGGCUCUACGGGACCCCGGGGCCACUGGCCUGAGGGGACACCCCAUUGUCACCUCCUGUCACCCCAUUGUCACCUCCUGUCACCCUUUGUCACCUCCUGUCACCCCAUUGUCACCCCCCAAUAAAGCC
Messenger RNA from Vidua chalybeata, 2252 nucleotides. RefSeq names its product MUS81 structure-specific endonuclease subunit (gene MUS81). The record is from RefSeq and is a predicted model, not a curated record. Bases 40 to 2157 code for a protein of 705 amino acids. Gene Ontology annotation, molecular function: crossover junction DNA endonuclease activity; DNA binding; 3'-flap endonuclease activity. Gene Ontology annotation, cellular component: nucleus; Holliday junction resolvase complex. The transcript has 17 exons. Gene Ontology annotation, biological process: double-strand break repair via break-induced replication; resolution of meiotic recombination intermediates; mitotic intra-S DNA damage checkpoint signaling. Lineage: Eukaryota; Metazoa; Chordata; Aves; Passeriformes; Viduidae.